Molecule: messenger RNA, 5697 nt
Organism: Austrofundulus limnaeus
Lineage: Eukaryota; Metazoa; Chordata; Actinopteri; Cyprinodontiformes; Rivulidae
Product: adenylate cyclase type 6
Exons: 24
Coding region: 605-4165 (1186 amino acids)
Biological process (GO): adenylate cyclase-activating G protein-coupled receptor signaling pathway; intracellular signal transduction; cAMP biosynthetic process
Cellular component (GO): plasma membrane
Molecular function (GO): adenylate cyclase activity
Source: RefSeq, a predicted model, not a curated record
UUGCCGGGAGUACUGACCUCAGUGGGACCAGAACCCGGUCUAAAUGAGACGCCACGUCCCUGGGAAAAAGGGUUGAGCUGUAUAAUAAUUAAUAGCCAGCAGUAAAGUUUAGGCUCGCGCGCAAUAAAUGGAAGUUAACGCAGUGUCCUCGUAGGGAGAGAGAGAGAGAGAGAGAGAGAGAGAGAGAGAGAGACGUCAGGAUUGUAGAGCUGAGCUCAGACUGAGGGAAUAGUGAAGGUUGGUCCUCAUUUCCCAGUCUCCCCCGCGUCCCAGAGCUCAGCUGCCUUCUUCUUCCAGUCCGGACCGACCAACCGAGCCGCAUCUGAAGCGUGUCGCGGCGKCUUCGCGAGGACGGAGGAGCCGGGCAGGACUGGAGCUCCACUGCGGUCAUGUAGUGUCUUCACAUGACAUGGAUAUCCGAUGGCACAUGGGUGACUUAUCGAGACGCUAGGUGGUGACCCAAAAAGAAAAGCAGAGCAGCUUAAUCUCAGACACACCUCUGAUGCCUCUGGCCAGUCUGAGCUCAUGUUGUCUGCUGGCUGGGAUAAACUAGUGGCCGGGCCAGAGAGCACAGUGUUUUCACACACAGCAAAGCCCACACAGGAUGUCGUGGGCCAGAAGCCUCUUUGUAGGCAGAGAGAAUGAGCAAAAGACAGCGUGGGGUGAGCGAAAUGGCAAAAAGAGGAAGGACAGCUCGUCACUAUGCAACCCACGUUACAUGAGCUGCCUGAGGGACCCGGAGGACUCAGAGAUCCCUAAUGCGGCCCCUCAGCAUUACCACUGCGAAGCAGGUACCAGCGGAAGCAGCUUUGGCCUGCGCUGUGGGUGGCAGGAGGACCACUAUGGGAAAAGGCUAGUCGGUGGCCGAGACCUGGGUCUAAAAGGCGCAGACCUGGGGUUUGAAGACGGCGAGCUGAAGGACGCGACAAAAGACGAAUCGGACGAAGCAGCAGAGGGCAGCUGUAAGAGGAUGAGCGCAGCAGACUGCUGGAUGGGGCUUUUGUGGGUUUUCCAAUCCAAAAAGUUUCAGUCUGCCAAGCUGGAACGUCUGUACCAGCGCUAUUUCUUCAGACUCAACCAGAGCUCUCUGACGAUGCUGAUGGGGGUGCUGGUGGUGGUGUGUGGAGUCAUGCUCACCUUCCACUGCGUCCACACGAGCCGCAACGUGGCCUACAUCUCAGUGCUGUCGGUGGCCACGGCGCUCUUCCUCACCAUGAUGUUUGCGUGCAACUGUUACGGCUUCCACCAGGACUACAUGUGGAUCGUGAACUACCUGGUGAUCGGGGUUCUGAUUGUAUUGCAGGUUUUCGGGGUACUGAUGGUGUCCCCCCGCAGUGCCUCAGAGGGCAUUUGGUGGACAGUGUUCUUCAUCUAUAUAAUCUACACUCUGCUGCCGGUCCGAAUGCGAGCCGCGGUUCUUAGCGGGACCGUCCUGUCCACCAUUCACAUCGUCACCUCCUGGCAGCUCAAUCAGGACGACCAGUUUAUUUUCAAACAGCUCAGCGCCAACGUGCUGAUCUUUAUGUGCACCAACAUGAUCGGGAUCUGCACCCACUACCCUGCUGAGGUCUCUCAGAGACAAGCCUUUCAGGAGACGAGAGGAUACAUUCAGGCCAGACUGCACCUGAAGAGGGAAAACCAACAGCAGGAGCGCUUACUCCUAUCAGUACUGCCAAAGCACGUUGCCAUUGAGAUGAAGGCUGAUAUCAGUGCCAAGAAGGAAGAUAUGAUGUUUCACAAGAUCUACAUCCAAAAGCACGAUAACGUGAGCAUACUGUUUGCCGACAUCGAAGGCUUCACCAGCCUGGCGUCCCAGUGCACGGCGCAGGAGCUGGUCAUGACGCUGAACGAGCUGUUCGCCCGUUUUGACAAGCUGGCCUGGGAGAACCACUGCCUGCGCAUCAAAAUCCUCGGGGACUGUUACUACUGUGUUUCGGGGCUGCCCGAACCCCGGGCCGAUCACGCCCACUGCUGCGUAGAGAUGGGGGUAGACAUGAUUGAGACCAUCUCGCUGGUAAGAGAAGUGACAGGUGUUAAUGUGAACAUGCGGGUGGGCAUCCACAGUGGGCGCGUUCACUGCGGCGUGCUGGGCCUGCGCAAGUGGCAGUUYGACGUCUGGUCGAACGACGUGACGCUUGCCAACCAAAUGGAAGCCGGGGGCAAAGCGGGACGCAUCCACAUCACCAAAGCCACGCUGCAGUACCUCAACGGAGACUAUGAAGUAGAGCCGGGGUUUGGAGGGGAGCGGAACGCUUACCUGAAGGAGAACAACAUUGAAACCUUCCUGGUGCUCGGCUGCACCCAGAAAAGGAAAGAAGAAAAAGCCAUAUUGGACAAGUUGCAGCGAGAACGCACCAAUUCUGCAGAAGGACUGAUGCCGCGAUGGGCGUCUGAUCGAACAUUCUCCAGAACAAAGGAGUCUAAAGUCUAUAAGAAGAUGGGCAUCGAAGCAGCRUCCAGCAAAGAAAACCGCUGUGUUCAGGAGACUUCGAAUCCAGAGGAUGAGGUGGACGAGUUCCUCAAGCGGGCUAUCGACGCGCGCAGCAUCGACCAGCUGAGGAAGGAUCACGUCAAGAAGUUUUGGCUCACCUUUCAGAAACCCGACCUCGAGAAAAAGUAUUCCAAAAAGGUUGACGAUCGUUUGGGAGGAUACGUGGCCUGCACUCUCGGUGUCUUCUUUUUCAUUUGUUUCAUUCAGAUAAUCAUUUUCCCAAAAACACCACUUAUGCUCGGUCUUUACAUCAGCAUCUUCAUCAUCCUCGCCAACAUCCUUUUUAUCUGUUCCAUCUAUUCCUGCAUUAAACGCUUCCCAGCUGCCUUUCAGACUCUUACCAAGAAAAUAAUCCAGUCCCGAUCAAACAGCACACUGGUGGGCGUCUUCACCAUCCUCCUCCUCUUCAUCUCUUCCUUUGCUAACAUGUUUGCCUGCAGCAGAGAGAAACUGGAGAACUGCGUGACAAAAAACCUGAACAGCACAGCGACUCUUUGCCUGCUUCACAACCUGACCAAAACAGCUGAGGAUGGUUUGACUCUGUGUUCCAGUCAGACUCGGCCGUGUCAUUUCCCAGAGUAUUUCAGCUACAGCGUACUGCUGACCCUGCUGGCCUGCUCCGUGUUCCUCCACAUCAGCAGCAUCGGGAAGCUGGCCCUGAUGCUGCUCAUUCAGCUCGUCUUCCUCGUGCUGGUGGAGUGGCCUCAGGUGGCCCUGUUUGACAACGCUGACCUGCUGGUCACUGCCAAAACGCUGCAAUUAUCACCUGUUAAUGAUUCGCUGCAACAACUUAGUUUCAAUGAAACUGCAAAACAGUGCCUGGAGAAUGUGACUAAAGUACCCCUAAAGGUCAUGAUUCCCGUAAUCCUGAUGGUUUUUGUUCUAGCUCUCUACUUGCAUGGCCAGCAGGUGGAGUCUACUGCACGCCUGGAUUUCCUCUGGAAGCUGCAGGCCACAGAGGAGAAGGAGGACAUGGAGGAGCUGCAGGCGUACAACCGCCGUCUGUUGCACAACAUCCUGCCCAAAGAUGUCGCCGCCCACUUUCUAGCACAAGAGCGUCUCAAUGACGAGUUGUACUAUCAGUCGUGUGAGUGUGUCGCCGUCAUGUUCGCCUCCAUCAGCAACUUCUCAGAGUUUUAUGUGGAGCUGGAGGCAAACAACGAAGGGGUGGAGUGUCUGAGGCUGCUCAAUGAGAUCAUCGCAGACUUUGACGAGAUCAUUAGUGAAGAGAGGUUCCGUCAGCUGGAGAAAAUCAAAACCAUCGGCUCCACCUACAUGGCAGCCUCCGGCCUCAACGACUCCACCUACGACAGAGAGGGCCGGUCGCACAUCCUGGCUCUGGCAGACUACGCCAUGAGGCUCAGGGAGCAGAUGAAAUACAUCAACGAGCAUUCCUUCAACAACUUCCAGAUGAAGAUAGGAUUGAACAUGGGGCCUGUUGUAGCCGGGGUGAUUGGAGCCAGGAAACCACAGUACGACAUCUGGGGAAACACAGUCAAUGUGGCCAGUCGAAUGGACAGCACCGGAGUACCAGACUACAUCCAGGUGACCACAGACCUGUACCACGUGUUGGCCAACAACGGAUACCAGCUGGACUGUCGCGGCCUCGUCAAGGUGAAGGGGAAGGGGGAGAUGACCACCUACUUCCUCACCAGCGGCCCCCCGGGUAGUUAACGACGUGUCGACCGACCAGAGGGGGCACUCCCACUGCGUUGAUGAGACCGAGUGCUCAGCUUGACGAUGAGCACAGUUCAGACACAGCGGGGACGGGGGGACGAGGCCGACAGAGACGGGUCCACGCGCUUGACCCUCUCUCAGAUGCACACACGUAGGUCGUUGAUCGCGUCCCGAGGCUUUAUCUCGAGCCGUCCAAGAGAUCACGAAGCCCAGUUGCCUUAGGAUGGAAGUGGCUAUGCUUGUGUUAAGGAGCAAUAGUACAACUAUUUCAUCUGGAGCCUUUAUUUAUUUUUGUGUCACAAAAAAAGCAAAACAAAACUGUCUUUUUUGGGGGAAAUAAAUGUAUGCAAGGAAUCGUGAUGGAGAAGAAUAACCAAAGAACAAACAAUUGAUUUGGAUCACACUGAUAAUUCUGCUCAAGAGUACAACAAACUCAGCUCUAAUAUUCCUCUUUGAAGAGCAAAGGCCACGGUAACGUCUUGUCAUUGACAGGGUUGAACUCCUCAUUUUGUUGUUGAUUGAGAAGAACGCACAGAUAUGCAGACUGAAAACACAAUAACCUUGAUUUGGACUUUUGUGUUUCUUAUCAGGGCCUUUUUUUUCCCCUUUGUUCUUUCCAGUCUGAUCAUCCACAAGACUGUUUGUAGUUUGGUCAAAUGUACGACCGAACACUCGUUCUCUGCCAUGGAUUUAGAGUUUGAGGAAAAAAAUCAAGAAGUGCAAAAUGAAGAAGGAAGAGUUGUGUUCAACAGAGAUUGUAAACUCGUUAUAAAGCAUUUUACGUGUGUGUGAGCUCUGUAUGUGUGUUUGGGCACAUGUUACUGAGUGCUGAUCUGUAAAGGGGCCUACCGAAACUUUUCACUGUGAGAUUUUUUUAUGAUCUGCUUUCUUGCCAAACGUUUUUGCUGCGAAGGCACGUUUUAUUCGUCAUAGCUGUGUGUCCAUUCCUAAUUUUUUUUUUGAGUCAGAACRAUGUUUUUAAGAGGAUUAUGUCCCUUUAUGCGCCUUUGCCCGACUGUGAUUUAUGACUGACUUCAUUCCAAAUGAAACAGAAGCUGCGUUUUGGAGGAGAUCGGGUUUAGAAGUGAACGACUCUGAAGAUGAAGUGCACAGACUCUCCGUCUGCUAUUUGCCUUUGAUAAUAAUAUUCAGCACCAACGUCAGCGUACUUCAUGGGCCAACAUUCACAACAUUAUCAGUAUUUGACCCCAGUUUGUAGACGAACACAAGAAACUUGUUUGAAGCUAWAUGAUUAAAUGAAUGUAUGCAAUAAUGAAGAUUUUUUUGUUCACACUACUGAAAGAAGCUUUUAGGUCAAACACUUUGUACUAUUCAUCUGCUAAAGGAAUAGUCCCAGGCUCUGAAAUGCUGAUCAGAUAAUCAUAUUUUCGUUGUUUGUUUCUGUCCUUUUAAAGAGGAAAAAGCCAAGUAAACACAUUUGCAAUCAACGUUUAAAACAACGGGUGCAAUGAUCGAUUCACUUAUAUUCCUUUAUUAAAAGAAAUCAAUAAAUGUCUCUUUUUUUUGCA